AUGUCACUUUACUGUCAGUCAAUACCCCCAAUAAUUUCCGUAAAACUUUUGUUUCGUCCUAUUUUGACUUAUUCGGUUUUUUAAGUACAUUCUAACUACUACUGUACGUAACGUACUGGUUGUGUAAACAAAACAAAAUCAAGAAUGAAGGAAAUAAUAAUAAACUAUUUCUAAAUUUUAUUAUUCAUGAUAAUCGGACAAUUUAGACUGAACAUGUACUGAUUAUUUACAAACUGUAUUAGGUAUUGUAUAUUGUUUGCUUCUUAUCAAAUUGACAAUUAUUAAUUGCAUACCUCCAAGUAAUUUUGUUACAACCGCUAGCAAUGCCCAGUCAGUAUGAAGAAGAACGUACUUGGGAAGCACCAAACCACAAUCAGUAUGAGGAAGAAGGUAAUGAAGAUAUCAUUGAAAAUCCUGAAGAAGUCCUACAGGAAUGUUUGGAAAAAUUUAAGACUCCAGAUUACAUAAUGGAACCUGGAAUAUUUGGACAACUUAAACGAUAUUUUCAAGCAGGAGGUAAUCCUGAGCAAGUUAUUGAACAAUUGUCUAUUAAUUAUAGUGCUGUGGCACAAAUGGCAAAUUUAUUAGCAGAAUGGCUUAUACUGGGAGGUGUAAAAGUGACAGAAGUUCAAGCAAUGGUAGAAAAUCACUUGAAAGACAUGAUUCUUAAAACUUUUGAUCCCAAAAAAGCAGACACCAUAUUUACUGAAGAAGGUGAAACACCAGCUUGGUUAACAGAAAUGAUUGAACAUCCUACUUGGAGAUCAUUAAUAUAUAGAUUAGCAGAAGAGUAUCCUGACUGUUUAAUGCUUAAUUUUACCAUCAAGCUAAUAUCUGAUGCUGGUUUUCAAGGGGAAAUAACCAGUAUAUCCACUGCUGCUCAACAAAUUGAAGUAUUUUCCAGGGUUCUCAAGUCAGCCAUUGUAGGAUUUUUGCAAAGUUCAGAUGAUUGGCAAAAUAGUGUAAAUGAAUGUGCAAAAAUGGUAUGUCAUGGUGCUCAUACUUAUGUAUACAGCCAAGUAAUCGUUCACAUAUUAUCUCAAGAGCCAAGAGGAGGUGCUAUUAUGAAAAGACUCAGUCAAGAAAUAACACGUUGUGCUCAACAAGGUGGACACGACGUGACACCUAUCACACUGUCGCUGACUGCCGGCGAGAGCUAUCGUAACGCCCGCACUGCACUCGCAGCUAUGCUAUCACGGGGUGCUCUCAACCCUGCUGAUAUUUCCGUAUUGUUUCGAGCGUACACACAACCGGAACCACCACCAGUUCAUCUACUACGCAUUCCUCAAUUUUUAGAACUACUAGUGGACUCACUAUUCAAGCUUGGCAGCAAAUUAAAUCCUGAACAUAAAUCAAAAUAUAUGUAUCUAUUGGCGUAUGCUGCUAGUGUAUGUGAAGGAGUGACGCCAGGAAGACCAGUAAAAGACGAACUUAAAGCUACAGUACAAGCUAUAGAAAAAGUACAUGCUGUAUGCAACAGCUCUGCCAGCUCCAGCGAAUUGAUUGCUGAAUUACCUACAUUAUAUCAUUGCAUAAGAUUUCCUGUUGUUGGUAUGGGUGUUUUAGUGUGGGUCGAAUGUGUUGUAACAGAGCCUUCCUAUUUCAAGUUAUGCACUGAGCACUGUCCAGUUCAUUUAGCAUUGUUAGACGAAGUAGCUUCAUGCCACCAAUUGCUUCACCACAGACUAUUGAAGUUACUUGUGCAGUUAUUUGAAUCACCGCAAGAUGAAUUAGAAAUUCUAGUGCAGUUGGAAUUAAAAAAAAUGUUGCUUGACCGCAUGGUAAAUUUACUAAGCCGCGGUUGUGUAGUACCUGUAUUACGGUACAUCAAGCAGUGUUGGCAACGUGGGGAUACAGAUAUUUCCCUAAUAAGAUAUUUCAUCACUGAGGUUCUAGAUGCAAUAGCUCCACCAUAUACCCCAGAAUUUGUGCAACUUGUAUUACCGAUGGUUGAAAACGAAGAAAUCACUGGCACAAUGAGAGCCGAAGGCGAAAACGAUCCGGUUUCCGAAUUUAUAGUUCACUGCAAGGCGCAUUAUGUGGUGGUUUAAUAAUUCUACAUUUUAUAUAAAUGAAUAAGUCUCGAAUUAUAGUUUGUAGCUGUCUCAGCAAAACACUACAUAUUAAAAAAGUGAAGCUGUGUUCUAUAGAGGUAGAAGUAAAAAUAGUAGACAUUUUUAUAAAAUGUCAUAAUAGA
Achroia grisella is the source of this 2197-nucleotide messenger RNA. Its product is annotated as negative elongation factor D-like. The record is from RefSeq and is a predicted model, not a curated record. Gene Ontology annotation, molecular function: RNA binding. The transcript is spliced from 12 exons. Gene Ontology annotation, cellular component: nucleus; NELF complex. Lineage: Eukaryota; Metazoa; Arthropoda; Insecta; Lepidoptera; Pyralidae. Gene Ontology annotation, biological process: negative regulation of transcription elongation by RNA polymerase II. The coding region runs from base 324 to 2051 and encodes 575 amino acids.